GCUUGUGCACUCUGGCACCGGAAGUUCCUGUGAGGGUUACACACGCUUUGAGUACGCAAGCUAGUAUUAGCUUGCUAAAGUUAGCAUAGCUUUUAUCCGGAACAGCCGCCUUUUCUGUGAAGAAAUGAAAACAUUAAACGGAAAAACCGAUGUCAUAUUUGAGGACGACGAUCUACCUUAUGAAGAGGAGAUCAUCAGGAAUCCAUAUUCAGUCAAGUGCUGGAUGCGUUACAUCGAAUUCAAACAGAAUGGACCAAAAUCUACCCUCAAUAUGAUAUAUGAGCGGGCUCUAAAAGAACUCCCUGGCAGCUAUAAGUUGUGGUACAAUUAUCUGAGAGAGAGGCGAAAACAAGUCAAAGGGAAAUGUAUCACAGAACCAGCCUAUGAAGAAGUCAAUAAUUGUCAUGAAAGGGCACUAGUGUUCAUGCACAAGAUGCCUAGAAUAUGGAUGGAUUACUGCCAGUUCCUUGUGUCUCAAUGCAAGAUCACAAGAAGUCGUAGAACAUUUGACCGAGCACUUAGAGCUCUUCCUGUAACUCAGCACCCACGCAUCUGGCCUCUGUAUCUCCGCUUUGUCCGUGACUUGCCAUUGCCUGAAACAGCCAUCCGAGUGUACCGCAGGUACCUUAAGCUUUCUCCAGAAAAUGCAGAAGAAUACAUAGACUACUUGCGGUCUGUUGGCCGCCUCGAUGAAGCAGCUGUGCGGCUAGCAGCUGUUGUCAAUGAUGAAAACUUUGUGUCCAAAGAGGGAAAGUCUAACUAUCAACUGUGGCAUGAACUAUGUGACCUGAUCUCCCAGAAUCCUGACAAGGUGACCUCUCUGAAUGUAGGAGCCAUCAUUCGAGGAGGCCUCACUCGCUUCACAGAUCAACUUGGAAAACUUUGGUGCUCCUUAGCUGACUAUUACAUCAGGAGUGGCCACUUUGAGAAAGCACGUGAUGUCUAUGAAGAGGCCAUCCUUACAGUAGUCACUGUAAGGGAUUUCACACAAGUGUUUGACAGUUAUGCUCAAUUUGAGGAGAGCAUGAUCGCUGCUAAGAUGGAGACUACAGCUGAGAUGGGGCAGGAUGAGGAUGAUGACAUAGACCUGGAGCUAAGACUUGCCCGCUUUGAGCAGCUCAUUGCCCGGCGACCCCUCUUGUUGAACAGUGUACUCUUGAGACAGAACCCCCAUAAUGUUCAUGAGUGGCACAAGCGGGUAAAACUGUAUGACGGAAAUCCACGACAGAUCAUCAACACAUACACGGAGGCAGUCCAGACUAUUGAUCCAAUGAAGGCCACAGGGAAACCUCACUCGCUCUGGGUUUUCUUUGCUAAAUUCUAUGAGGAAAAUGAGCAGCUGGACGAUGCGAGGACAAUCUUUGAGAAGGCUACCAAGGUGAACUACAAACAGGUGGAUGACCUCGCUGCAGUGUGGUGUGAAUAUGGAGAGAUGGAACUUCGUCAUGAGAAUUACGAACAGGCACUACGAAUUCUGAGGAAAGCAACAGCUAUCCCAUCCAAGAAAGCAGAGUACUUUGAUGCUUCUGAGCCUGUCCAAAACAGAGUCUACAAGUCCUUGAAGGUCUGGUCAAUGCUGGCAGACUUGGAGGAAAGUCUUGGCACUUUCCAGUCUACUAAAGCAGUUUAUGACCGGAUUAUUGAUCUCCGGAUUGCCACUCCACAGAUCAUCAUCAAUUACGCCAUGUUCCUUGAAGAGCACAACUACUUUGAGGAAAGCUUUAAAGCAUAUGAACGUGGUAUCGCUCUUUUCAAGUGGCCAAAUGUUUACGACAUCUGGAACACUUACCUCACCAAGUUUAUUGAUCGAUAUGGGGGCAAGAAGUUGGAAAGAGCCAGAGAUUUAUUUGAACAGGCAUUGGAUGGCUGCCCAGCCAAAUUUGCUAAGACUAUUUAUCUACUGUAUGCCAAGUUGGAGGAGGAGUAUGGAUUGGCACGACACGCUAUGGCUGUAUAUGAAAGAGCAACACAGGCAGUAGAAACUGAGGAGAGACAUCUCAUGUUUAACAUCUACAUCAAGAGAGCAGCUGAAAUUUAUGGAGUUACGUAUACCAGAGCAAUCUACCAGAAGGCUAUUGAGGUCCUUCCUGAUGAGCAUGCAAGAGACAUGUGUCUACGGUUUGCUGACAUGGAGAGUAAACUUGGUGAGAUUGAUCGUGCUAGAGCAAUCUACUCCUACUGCUCCCAGAUCUGUGACCCAAGGGUGACGGCUAAUUUCUGGCAAACCUGGAAAGAUUUUGAGAUCCGCCAUGGAAAUGAGGACACGAUUAGAGAGAUGUUGAGGAUCAAACGAAGUGUCCAGGCUACAUACAACACACAGGUCAACUUUAUGUCCUCUCAGAUGCUGAAGGCCACAACAAGCUCCACAGGCACUGUGUCAGAUCUUGCUCCAGGCCAGAUGGGAAUUGAUGAUAUGAAGAUGUUGGAACAGAAAGCACAACAGCUUGCUGCAGAGGCUGAACAGGACAAGCCUAAACCCAAAGAGAAGAUUCUCUUUGUCAGGAGUGACACUUCUCGCAGUGAGCUGGCAGAACUUGCCAAACAAGCCAAUCCUGAUGAAAUAGACAUCGAUGAUGAUGAGGAUGAAGAAGAUGAAGACCAAGGACCGGAUGAGGUGCAGCUUGAACAGAAGAGCGUCCCUACAGCUGUUUUUGGAGGCCUUAAAGAUGACUAGACAAUAAUUCUCUCAGACUUGGAAAUUUGAGUUCUACAUUCUCUUGUGAUCAUUCGACAGAACUAUUCAUAAAUGUGUAGUUUUAUUCAGCAUUCAUUCAGCAUUUAAUAGAGUUCGACACGUGGGGGGGGAAACAGAAUGGCAGCACUGGUGUUUCUGUUUAUUUUCCUUGUGGAUUUGUGUAGUUUAUAAUAUAAGAUAUAUUAGUUUUGACCACUUGGUGUCAGUAUUUCUCAAACUUGGGGCUCAAGAUAACCUUUUAGUUGUAUGUAUUAUGAAUUAUUAUUUGCGGUAACACAAUGACUGUAAUUGAAACCUGAUAUAGUUUGUCUGUUCUUUUUGGUUGUUUUAUAAAAUGUAAGAAAGAAACAAUGAAAACAUUUUUUUAAAUCCAAUAAAUGCAAGGAUCUUUCUCUAACAGGAAGUUCUACCCUAGAAAAACA
Molecule: messenger RNA, 3117 nt
Organism: Oreochromis aureus
Lineage: Eukaryota; Metazoa; Chordata; Actinopteri; Cichliformes; Cichlidae
Gene: xab2
Product: XPA binding protein 2
Exons: 19
Coding region: 125-2674 (849 amino acids)
Biological process (GO): mRNA splicing, via spliceosome; generation of catalytic spliceosome for first transesterification step
Cellular component (GO): post-mRNA release spliceosomal complex; U2-type catalytic step 2 spliceosome; Prp19 complex
Molecular function (GO): protein binding
Source: RefSeq, a predicted model, not a curated record